AUGUAUCACUUGGCCAAGUCGCUAUAUCUCUACGCGACUAGCAAAGAAGAGUACUCCGUCCUGCUACUUGGGUUAGAUAAUGCCGGAAAAACUACCCUCUUGACUCAGAUCAAAGCCCUAUACCAGCCUCGAGCAGAUGGCGCGCCCGCCCCCAACCCCGGUAAGACCGUCCCGACGGUCGGGCAGAAUGUCUCGACAAUCUCAUUAUCGGAUAUGAACCUGAAGAUUUGGGAUGUGGGAGGUCAGAUCUCCAUGCGUGGUCUAUGGCAAAGCUACUACACCAGCUGCCACGCGAUUAUCUUUGUUGUUGAUAGCGCCGACGUUGGCCAAGACCCCGAUAUCACACGUCUCCGAUCCGCAUCAGGACGACACUCCAGCUCCGCAUCAGGACCGACGCGCAACAGUCCCAAUGCGGCAGAGCUCUUCUCGGAACAAAGUGUUGGCACCAAUGCGGGAGGAAGUGAGUUUGGUCGUUUAGACGAGUGUCGACAAGUCCUUGAAUCUGUGCUCCAGAGUGCCGACGUGGCUGGGGUCCCCAUUUUGGUCCUGGCGAACAAGCAAGAUCGGGAGGAUUGUGUUGAAGUUAUUCGCAUCAAGGAAGGAUUCGUGCGAAAAAUCUUCGAAGGUGAAACAGGGACUGGGGUUCGAGACAGUCGCGUGCUGCCGGUCAGCGCGUUACUUGGAUCUGGAGUACAGGCGGCUGUGGAAUGGGUACAGAGCCGCGUUAGGUGGAAUAAAGAGGGUCGUCCACCAGUGAUGCGAUAA
Molecule: messenger RNA, 765 nt
Organism: Penicillium malachiteum
Lineage: Eukaryota; Fungi; Ascomycota; Eurotiomycetes; Eurotiales; Aspergillaceae
Product: ADP-ribosylation factor family protein
Exons: 2
Coding region: 1-765 (254 amino acids)
Biological process (GO): Golgi to plasma membrane protein transport; protein localization to organelle; intracellular protein transport
Cellular component (GO): Golgi apparatus
Molecular function (GO): GTPase activity; GTP binding
Source: RefSeq, a predicted model, not a curated record